Messenger RNA from Nomascus leucogenys (northern white-cheeked gibbon), 1407 nucleotides. It is a transcript of the gene POM121L12, whose product is annotated as POM121 transmembrane nucleoporin like 12. The transcript is spliced from 2 exons. The record is from RefSeq and is a predicted model, not a curated record. Bases 1 to 1044 code for a protein of 347 amino acids. NCBI's taxonomy places the organism in Eukaryota, Metazoa, Chordata, Mammalia, Primates, Hylobatidae.
AUGAAAGGGAAGGCCCUUCUGUCAGUAGUCUAUCUGCAGUUUUCUGCAGUCUGGGUGUCUGGGCACGUGGCCUGUGCGUGGCGCCAUUGUGGAGUGUCCCGCGCCCACGCCCUGCGUGCCUUCCAAGCGCGCAGAGGCCAACGGUCAUCCAGCCGUGGGCGCUGCAGCUCUGGCCGAGUCCGCAGACCUCGGGAACUUCUGGAAGGCAGGCCAACCCCUGCUGUAAGGCCCGACGCCCUGGCGGCUCGCAUGGGCAGGUCACCCAGCACGCCCCAGACCACGCAGUCUCCCCAGGGUCGCCAGAGUCCCUGGCCCCCGAGGUCCCUGACUCAGAGCCAUAUUCAGUACGUCCAGUGGGGGCGCCCGGUGCCCAGCACCCACCUCACCGAGGUGCGGCCCAGCCAGGACCCCCUCAGGCCACGGCGGGUGGUCUCCGAGGCCUGGAGGCGCCCUGCCCUGCCUGGGGAGACCGCUCUGGGGCAAGACCUCUCCUGUGCCUGGGAGGGUUGCAUGAAAGGGGGGCUGUGUCGUGCCCGGAACCCAGGACGGACCUGGAGCCCGGUGACCAUUGGGAUCGCGCCCCCAGAGCGCCAGGAGAGCCCCUGGGAAUCCCCAGGACAGCGAGCCCGCCCCGCAGUCUGCCCCGCCGCCCAGGAGCACCCGGACCUCUGCACCCCGGAGACUCUGCUGGGGGCACUCAGCCAGUGCAGCAAGGGAAGCGCCAGGUUCGACGGGCCGUUGUGGUUGGAGGUCUCAGACAGCAAGGGCGGCAGGCGGAACCUGCAGCCCCGGCCCUCUGCCUUCAGGCCCCUGAUAAAAAAUGGAGCGGUUGCUUCCUUCGUGCCCAGGCCAGGGCCUCUGAAGCCGAGCCUUGGCCCCUGGAGUCUCAGUUUUUGUGAUGAUGCUUGGCCUUUCGGGCUGGUCCAGCCCGCCCCGUCCGCCAUCUGGGACUUCUGGGAGGCGACAACACCUUCCUGCGGCAGCUGCAGUAGGGUCUCCUUCGCCCUCGAGGUCACCCAGUCUGCUGACCCCUUUGGCUCCUGAGAAUCUGGGUCCUGCUACCCAUCUCCGGAGACUCAAGCCCACGUAUCUACUUUCACUUGCUCAUCCUUGCUCUACCUCAACGUGGGGCCCUGACACCACGUUAUCAAACAUGCAGUCCCCACACCCCUCGUCUGCACGCCCCAGAUCUUCCCUCUGUGCUCCCUGCCACCCCAGCAGCUAUUGAUUUCAGAACCCCUGCCUUCGCCCUGCUGGGCCUCUCCUCCCUGCCCUUCUUCCUGCCCUUCCUCUGAAAAGAGGCAUUUGGGGAAGGCUUGCUUUUUCUCCAUGUCUCCCAGUUUGUAUAGUUAAAUUGUCCAGUUUGUAUAGUUAAAUAGUUGAUCUUAUUAAAAACAUUUGUCUGCA